AUGCCCGCAGUCGACUGCGCCCCCACGCCCAACGCCACGUGCUCUCGCGGCUGCCUCGUGUGGGCGGGCACCGCUCGCACGCUCGCGGACGCGCCCCAGGUCUUCCGGCGCGCGCGCGACACGGGCGCCAUCCUCGGCCGGGAUGGUUCGCAGCGCACGCUGACCCUCGCAGCGAGCCAGAGCUCGCGUGGGCUGCUGAGCGUGACGGCGCAGGCCGACGGCUCGGCUCGGAUCAAGCAGGCGUCGUGGCGGCCGCUGCUGCGGGCUCCGUCGGGAAAGCCGUCCUUUUCAUUUGCGGUGCCUCGUGGCGCGAGCCUCUUCCCAGCCCGCGACCCGCUGGCGGUCGGGCGGCGGUUCGCGACGUGCGCCGUCGUCGGCAGCUCCGGCGCAGUGCUCUCUCCUCGCCCGCCCUGUGGCCGCGCGAUCGAUCAGCACGAGGCUGUCUUCCGGAUCAACACUGCGCCGGUGCGCGGGUUUGAGGAGUACGUCGGGUCGCGCGAGACCUUUCGCGUCCUCAACGGGCCGUACGAGCAGUACGUUGCAGGGCUGCCUGCAGCCUACCCCAGGGGGUGGGGCACCCCCCCACCCGACGGCUCGCCGGUGCGUGUCCUCGCCGACGUGACGAGCGCGGAGAAUGCGCGCCAGUGGGCGGCCCUCGCAGAGGCGUGGCGGCGCGCGGCGGGCCCGAGGCGAGCGAGGGCGCAGCUGCUGCUCAAGGACCACGCGGUGCUGCACUACUACCUCGCCCUGCUCGGCCACCCGCGCCACCGCCCAGAUUACCCCUCCACCGGCUUGCUCGCCAUCCUCGUCGCGUCGCUGCGCUGCGACUCUGUCUCGCUCUUCGGCUUCACUUUCCACUCGGGUCGCAACCGGGCGCAGUAUGCGGCCGGCUCGUGCGAGCACGUCUACCACUACUACGAGCGCCUCGGGUGGAGGAACCAGCUCAAGUCGCACAAUCUCACCGCCGAGGCGGACGCCGUGCGUGCGCUCGAGGCGGCCGGCGUGGGCCAGGCUGACGUAGACACGUAG
This is a messenger RNA of Emiliania huxleyi CCMP1516, 1029 nucleotides long. RefSeq lists its product as hypothetical. The coding region runs from base 1 to 1029 and encodes 342 amino acids. Lineage: Eukaryota; Haptophyta; Isochrysidales; Noelaerhabdaceae. The record is from RefSeq and is a predicted model, not a curated record. The transcript has 2 exons. Gene Ontology annotation, molecular function: sialyltransferase activity.